Molecule: messenger RNA, 2814 nt
Organism: Podarcis muralis (Common wall lizard)
Lineage: Eukaryota; Metazoa; Chordata; Lepidosauria; Squamata; Lacertidae
Gene: EGR3
Product: early growth response 3
Biological process (GO): regulation of transcription by RNA polymerase II
Molecular function (GO): RNA polymerase II cis-regulatory region sequence-specific DNA binding; DNA-binding transcription factor activity, RNA polymerase II-specific
Source: RefSeq, a predicted model, not a curated record
CUGCUUCCUGCUUUCGAAACGUUCCAUUGUGAGGAGCUUCCAUUGUGACGUCUCGGCUUCGGCGCCGCUUUAUCUGUCCAUAUAUGGGCAGCUACGUCACGGAGCUUUCCCGUCGCUCACAUAAAUAGGCUGGCGGAUUUCCCUGGCUGAGCAUUUGGGCUGCAGUGAGGGAACCUGCUGAACGAGCGAGAGAAGAAGGCAGGGAAGGAAGAGCGAGGCCGGGGAGGAGGAGGAGGGGAGGCAGGGAGGGAUUAAAGAUUCCCACCAUCUUCUGCCAUCACAUCUGCAAAGCAGAUCGGGACUCCCACCUCCUCCCUUCAGGAAACACCUCCGGGGAUCCACCGAGGAUUGCGCGCCCCCGCCGACCACCCACCUUCCCACCCUCCUCCGCCCACUGGCCCCCUCCCCGGGCCCACAGCGCCUUCUUUCCUCCCCCAGCAGCGCCCCCCUUGCCGCCGCAACUUUUCUCUCGCAUGGUCUCCUUCGCACGGAUUUGCCACGCGGAUGCCGCCUUGUCAGGAGCGGAGCUCGGAGCCGCUUUGAACCCGCCGCCGCCGCCGCAGCCUCCUUCUCCUCUUCCUCCAGUGCUAUGACAGGCAAACUCGUGGAUAAGCUGCCAGGGACCAUGAACGCUUUGAUGAACCAGUUGCCUGACAAUUUGUACCCCGAGGAGAUCCCCAACUCUCUGAACAUCUUCUCCAGCAACGGCGAGGCGUCGGUGGCUCACUAUAAUAACCAGAUGGCGACAGAUAAUGUUAUGGAUAUUGGCUUAGCCAACGACAAGUCCGGCCAAGACCUGUCGUCGUACUCGGGCUCCUUCCAGCCCGCCCCCGGCGGCAACAAAACGGUGACCUACCUGGGCAAGUUCGCCUUCGACUCGCCGUCCAACUGGUGCCAGGACAACAUCAUCAGCCUGAUGAGCGCGGGCAUCCUGGGGGUGCCUCCGCCGCCGCCGCCGCCCUCCUCCAGCGCGCAGGCCUCGACGGGCAGUAUGGUGCAGGUCCAGAGCCAGGGCGACGUCGAAGGCAUGUACCCAGCGCUGCCCCCUUACUCCACCUGCAGUGACCUUUACGCGGGCGAGCCGGUGUCCUUCCACGACCCGCAGGGCAACGCCGGCCUCUCCUACUCGGCGCAGGAUUACCAAGGGGCCAAGCCCGGCGGCGGCGGGGGCGGAGGCCUGGAGAGCAACCUCUUCCCCAUGAUCCCGGACUACAACCUCUACCACGGGCACCCCAACGACCUGGGCAGCCUCCCCGAGCACAAACCUUUCCAGAACCUGGACUCGAUCCGGGUCAACCCGCCGCCCAUCACCCCCCUGGAGACCAUCAAAGCCUUCAAGGACAAGCAGAUCCACCCGGGCUUCGGCAGCCUAGCGCAGCAGCAGCCCCCGCUCACGCUCAAGCCCAUCCGGCCGCGCAAGUACCCCAACCGGCCCAGCAAGACGCCCCUGCACGAGCGGCCGCACGCCUGCCCGGCGGAGGGCUGCGACCGGCGCUUCUCGCGCUCCGACGAGCUGACGCGGCACCUGCGCAUCCACACGGGCCACAAGCCCUUCCAGUGCCGCAUCUGCAUGCGCAGCUUCAGCCGCAGCGACCACCUCACCACGCACAUCCGCACGCACACGGGCGAGAAGCCCUUCGCCUGCGAGUUCUGCGGGCGCAAGUUCGCGCGCAGCGACGAGCGCAAGAGGCAUGCCAAGAUCCACCUCAAGCAGAAGGAGAAGAAGGCCGACAAGGGCUCGGCGGCGGCUGUCGGGGGGGCCGGGCCCGGCGGCUCGCCCGCCGUCUCGUCGCUGGCCCCCGUGGUCACCACCUGCGCGUGACGCUGCUCCCGCCCCGCCGAGCCCCAGUGCCUCUCCAGCGCUGUCUUUCGUGCCCACCGGGCGCAAAACCCGCCGAGCAGCGGCGGCGGCGGCAGAAGCCGUUGGCCUCCCCAGGCUCCCGCGAAAGGGAUGCCUUUGCGCGCAAGCCUCUCGCCGCCGCCAAGCUGGUGGUGGGAGGAAGCCUUGAACUUUCCGCCGGAUCGUCUUGAUUCUCAGCGGCUUAGGAGAGGAGGGCAAGCGGGGACUGAGCCACUUCUCCCGGAGGAGCUGUCCUGGGCAUGGGGUGCCUGGCGGGGGAGCUCCGUCUGGCACGUGUGAAAGGGUAGCGGAUGGACACGGGAAAACUUCCCUGGAUUCCUCUCCCCCUACCCCAACAGAUGCCCUUCCUCUGAUCUUCCUCCUUUCCUUCUCCCUCGAUGGAGGGGGGCACCAAAGCGCAGUGCGUGCUGCCCGUGGAGGCGUCUGUGCGCGUGUGUGUGCGUGCGUGCGUGCGUGUGUCAGCCUCUUGAACUGAACUUGACUGCUUUUUAGCCAACAGUUAAGUUCCCCGUCCCUUGUGCACCAUGGAGCGGGGCCCCCCACCAGAGCCUUCCCCCCCUCCCCUCCCUUCCCAGUCCCAACGCCCUGGGGAGAUGCUGGAAGAAACUGGGUGACUUUUGCAAUGGAUGGCGAGCCAGUCAGUCCCUUAGGAAGGCGCUGCGGCUGUGCUGCUUUGCUGUGGCUGCGGCUGCCUCUGUCUUGGUCUCCCUCUCGGAGUGCCGGAGUCGCCUUGCUCUCCUUUGCCAUGACUGGGGAGCAACCUGGGUGAUUUCUGGCUUUUUCACAUGGAGAGAGUCCUUCCUCUUUUUUCUUGGCAAUUAAGCCCCCUUUCCCGUAAGUCUUCCUCUUGCUCCCUUUUCUCCCUCCCUCCCCCAUCCCUCCAAAAGUAUUACCCGACCUCCUCCAAACCUGUAAUAAAACCAAUGACACUCCGGCCCGCCCGCCCGCCCCCC